AUGAAUGAGGGCUCCGUUGCCACGGCAACGGUUAUGAAUGAGAGCAGUUCGGUAACCGGGGAUACUUCCCGAAAAAAGAGGAAUCGUCGGUUGCCAUGGCGAUUCGGGGAACGGGGAGAGACCUCCACCAUCUUCCUCAUCAUCAUCUUCUUCAUGAUUAUCUUGUCGGCGGUUGGCUCCGAAUUUGACCUGCGGACACUGAGAGCAGUCAGGGUUCUGCGACCACUUAAGUUGGUGUCAGGGAUUCCCAGCCUGCAGGUGGUACUCAAGUCCAUCAUGAAGGCUAUGAUCCCCCUGCUGCAGAUCGGACUGCUUCUCUUUGUGGCCAUUCUGAUGUUCGCCAUCAUCGGCCUUGAGUUCUAUAUGGGAAAGUUCCACACCACCUGUUUCGACAUCGCCACUGAUGAGAUUUAUGAUGAGUUGCCAUGCGGUACAGAGUUACCGUCCAGAUUGUGUCCUAAUGGGACCACGUGUAAAGGCUAUUGGCUGGGGCCCAACUAUGGGAUCACCCAAUUCGACAACAUUCUCUUUGCUGUCCUCACUAGUAAUAAUGUAGAGGGAAGUGCCUGGAACUGGAUGUACUACAUCCCCCUCAUCAUCAUCGGGUCCUUCUUCAUGUUAAAUCUGGUGCUGGGCGUCCUCUCAGGAGAGUUUGCCAAAGAGAGAGAGCGAGUAGAGAACCGUGCAGAGUUCCUCAAAUUGAGACGCCAGCAGCAAAUAGAGAGAGAGCUAAACGGAUAUCUAGAAUGGAUCUGUAAAGCAGAGGAGGUACUUCUGAAUGAGGAUGGUACCAUUUUUACCGGGAUCAGGCAACUGGCGACCCAGGGACCUCCUCCCAGACAACUGGUGACCCAGGGACCCCCUCCCAGACAACUGGCGACCCAGGGACCCCCUCCCAGACAACUGGCGACCCAGGGACCCCCUCCCAGACAACUGGUGACCCAGGGACCCCCUUCCAGACAACUGGUGACCCAGGGACCCCCUCCCAUGCAACUGGCGACCCAGGGACCCACAUCAUACGGACCCCCUCCCAGGCAACUGGCGACCCAGGGACCCCCUCCCAGGCAACUGGCGACCCAGGGACCCCCUCCCAGGCAACUGGUGACCCAGGGACCCCCUCCCAGGCAACUGGCGACCCAGGGACCCCCUCCCAGGCAACUGGCAACUGGUGACCCAGGGACCCCCUCUCAGGCAACUGGUGACCCAGGGACCCCCUCUCAGGCAACUGGUGACCCAGGGACCCCCUCCCAGGCAACUGGUGACCCAGGGACCCCUCUCAGGCAACUGGUGACCCAGGGACCCCCUCCCAGGCAACUGGUGACCCAGGGACCCCCUCCCAGGCAACUGGUGACCCAGGGACCCCCUCCCAGGCAACUGGUGACCCAGGGACCCCCUCUCAGAGACCCGUUUGGCCGAGGUGGUCUGCAGGAUGGGUCCAACUACAAUAGGAACGAGCGGCGGAUCCGGUUCUUCAUCCGUAAGAUGGUGAAGACUCAGGCCUUCUACUGGACCGUCCUGAGUCUGGUGGGCCUCAACACCAUGUGUGUGGCGGUGGUACACUAUGAACAACCUGAGAUCCUCUCCGACUUUCUCUUCUAUGCAGAGUUUAUAUUCCUGGGUCUGUUCAUGUCAGAGAUGUGUAUUAAGAUGUAUGGCUUGGGGACUAGGCCCUACUUCAACUCCUCCUUCAACUGCUUUGACUGUGUUGUGAUCGUGGGCAGUAUAUUUGAGGUGAUAUACGCGGUCAUUAAGCCAGGGACAUCGUUUGGCAUCAGUGUGUUAAGAGCCCUCCGACUGCUCAGGAUCUUCAAAGUCACCAAGUACUGGGCCCCUCUACGUAACUUGGUGGUAUCAUUACUCAACUCUAUGAAGUCCAUCAUCAGUUUGCUCUUCCUCCUCUUCCUCUUCAUUGUCGUCUUUGCCCUUUUGGGCAUGCAGCUCUUCGGUGGACAGUUCAACUUUGAAGGUGGCACACCGGCCACCAACUUUGACACCUUUCCUGCAGCUAUAAUGACAGUAUUUCAGAUCCUGACGGGUGAAGACUGGAACAUGGUGAUGUAUGAUGGGAUCAAGUCUCAGGGAGGAGUAAACAGUGGAAUGGCCUACUCCGUCUUCUUCAUAGUGCUCACACUCUUCGGCAACUACACCCUGCUGAAUGUGUUCUUAGCUAUCGCCGUGGACAAUCUGGCCAAUGCUCAGGAGUUGACCAAGGAUGAGGAGGAGCAAGAAGAGGCAGCUAAUGCCAAGACAACCCUGCAGAAGGCCAAGGAGGUGGCUGAAGUUAGUCCUCUGUCUGCCGCUAACCUCUCCAUCGCUGCUAAGGAGCAGCAGAAGAAUAAUAAGGCUGGUGGUAAAUCCGUGUGGGAACAGAGGACCAGUGAGAUAAGGAGACAGAACCUGAUGACCAGCAGAGAGGCCCUGUACAACGAGAUGGACACGGAGGACUGGAAGGUGUCGUACCCCCAUCGUGCUGGGGACAUGAAGACCCACCUGGACCGUCCUCUGGUGGUCAACCCCCAGGACAACCGCAACAACAACACCAACAAGACCCGGCCCGGAGAGCCCCCUCUAGACCCGCAGGACACCCUGGGCCAGCAGAGGGCUGAAGAAUACAUCAGACGCCAGGCCUGCUACCAUCAGAGGAACAGGGGGGGUCAACCAAGGGGGGGUAGUGGCCCAGAGAGAGAGGCCCGUCUGGGAGACCACCACUGCAGUGGCCCCAACCUCUCCACCGCUCGGCCCAUCCUCAGACAGGACAGUCAGUACAGGGAAGACCUAGACAACCUCCUCAACAACAGCAAACUACACGACCACACCCUCCACCCGCUGCCCCCAGACCACCCUGACCUUGUGAAUAACCUCCUGAACCACAGUGUGACAGCAGACACACACCACCAUAGUAUGGACAGUCUAAUUCUGACCAGUAUGGCCAAGCCGGCUCAUACGGUCGUGGAUAUGAUGCCUCCUGUCUAUCCAUAUCCCUCCACCAAUGCCAUCCUGCAAGUGAACAAGAAUGCUAACACAGACCAGAAAAAGAAGGAUGAGGAGAAGAAGGAGGAAGAGGAGGAUGAAGGGGGCAAUGAAGAUGGUCCCAAACCAAUGCCCCCGUUCAGCUCCUGUUUCAUACUGUCCACCACCAACCCGUUCCGUAGGUGCUGCCACUACAUCCUGACCAGGAAGUACUUUGAGUUCAGUAUCCUGUCUGUGAUCGCAAUGAGCAGCAUCGCCCUGGCUGCAGAGGACCCUGUCUGGCCUGAGUCACCAAGCAACCAAGUGCUGAAAUACUUUGACUAUGUCUUCACGGGUGUCUUCACGUUUGAGAUGUUGAUCAAGAUGGUGGUGCUAGGCCUGUUCUUACAUCAAGGUUCAUACUUCAGGGACCUGUGGAACAUCCUGGACUUUAUAGUGGUUAGUGGUGCUCUGGUGGCCUUCGCCUUCACGGGGACUGGCAAAGGGAAAGACAUCAGCACUAUCAAGUCUCUGAGAGUACUGAGGGUACUACGACCUCUCAAGACCAUCAAACGACUCCCCAAGCUAAAGGCUGUGUUUGACUGUGUGGUGAACUCUCUGAAGAACGUCCUGAACAUCCUCAUCGUCUACAUGCUCUUCAUGUUUAUAUUUGCUGUGGUGGCUGUGCAGCUGUUCAAAGGCAGAUUCUUCUACUGCACUGACGAGUCCAAGGAGUUUGAGCGCGAUUGCAGGGGAGAGUUUUUGGUGUACGAACGGAAUGAAGUAAAAGCUGAGAAGCGGGAGUGGAAGAAGUACGAUUUCCACUACGACAACGUGCCUUGGGCCCUGCUCACCCUCUUCACUGUGUCCACUGGAGAGGGCUGGCCGCAGGUGUUAAAGCAUUCGGUAGAUGCGACCUAUGAGAAUCAGGGUCCCAGUCCGGGCUACCGGAUGGAGAUGUCCAUCUUUUACGUGGUGUACUUCGUUGUCUUCCCCUUCUUCUUCGUCAAUAUCUUUGUUGCUCUCAUCAUCAUCACCUUCCAAGAACAGGGGGAUAAGAUGAUGGAGGACUACAGUCUGGAAAAGAAUGAGAGAGGAUGUAUAGACUUUGCCAUAAACGCCAAGCCCCUGACCCGCCACAUGCCCAAGAACAAGCAGAGCUUCCAGUUCCGAAUGUGGUCGUUUGUGGUUUCACCACCGUUCGAGUACAGCAUCAUGGGUCUGAUCGCACUCAAUACUAUAGUCCUCAUGAUGAAGUAUAAUGGGGCGUCUGACACCUAUGAUAAAGUCCUGAAGAACAUCAACAUCGUCUUCACUACCCUCUUCUUCAUGGAGUGUAUUCUCAAGAUCAUCGCCUUCGGGGUUUUGAAUUAUUUUAAAGACGCUUGGAACAUUUUUGAUUUUGUCUCCGUGCUCGGAAGCUUCACUGAUAUCCUGGUGACAGAAUUUUGGAAUAACUUCAUCAACCUGAGUUUCCUUCGACUGUUUCGAGCGGCUCGUCUCGUCAAGCUACUGAGACAAGGAGAGACUAUACGCAUCCUGCUCUGGACUUUCGUCCAGUCAUUUAAGGCGCUGCCCUAUGUGUGCCUCCUCAUUGGCAUGCUGUUCUUUAUCUACGCCAUCAUUGGGAUGCAGUUGUUUGGUAAUCUGGCACUGGGCGAGGACGAAGGCAGUGCCAUCAACGAAAACAACAACUUCAGGACUUUCAUCAUGGCACUCAUGUUACUAUUCAGGAGUGCGACAGGUGAGGCGUGGCAUGACAUCAUGCUGUCGUGUCUGGGGGGUAAGAAGUGUGACCCAGACUCAGGGAACACAGAACCAGAGUGUGGCAGCACCUUCGCAUACACAUACUUCGUCUCCUUCAUCUUCUUCUGUUCUUUCCUGAUGCUGAAUCUGUUUGUGGCUGUCAUCAUGGAUAACUUUGAGUACCUGACCAGAGACUCAUCUAUACUGGGUCCUCAUCACCUGGAUGAGUACGUCAGGAUAUGGGCCGAGUAUGACCCCGCUGCCUGAGGCUGCUGCGCAUGGACUUGCCGGUUGCCGAGGACAACUCAGUGCAUUUCAACUCCACCCUCAUGGCUCUGAUUCGGACAGCGCUCGAUAUCAAGAUCGCCAAGGGUACGACCUUCUCUCCUCCUCCUUUUCUGUCUCUCUUUAUCUACUAAACCUUUUCAGCUGUACUUUUGCACUAUUUUUGCCAUUCUGAUCUGUUGUUUCCUACCUUUUCCCUCCCUACUCUUUCUUUCUUGCUUUCUUUCUUUCUAUCUUUCUUUCUUGCUUUCUUUCUUUCUAUCUUUCUUUCUUUCUAUCUUUCUUUCUUUCUAUCUUGCUU
Messenger RNA from Oncorhynchus nerka (sockeye salmon), 5281 nucleotides. RefSeq names its product voltage-dependent P/Q-type calcium channel subunit alpha-1A-like. Gene Ontology annotation, biological process: calcium ion import across plasma membrane; chemical synaptic transmission. The transcript has 38 exons. Lineage: Eukaryota; Metazoa; Chordata; Actinopteri; Salmoniformes; Salmonidae. The record is from RefSeq and is a predicted model, not a curated record. Gene Ontology annotation, cellular component: membrane; voltage-gated calcium channel complex; neuronal cell body. Bases 1 to 4962 code for a protein of 1653 amino acids. Gene Ontology annotation, molecular function: high voltage-gated calcium channel activity.